This is a messenger RNA of Acanthopagrus latus (yellowfin seabream), 1223 nucleotides long. RefSeq names its product protachykinin. Lineage: Eukaryota; Metazoa; Chordata; Actinopteri; Spariformes; Sparidae. Bases 531 to 863 code for a protein of 110 amino acids. The record is from RefSeq and is a predicted model, not a curated record. The transcript has 5 exons.
UAAAAGUGUCCAUUAGGCAUAUAGAUUGAUCCAACUCCUUGUUUUGGCUGUCUUGGAAGACUUUUUCCUACUUGUCAAUUAAAUCUGACAAUAUUUUUUGCAGCCAGGACGUCAGAUUUGUUUUUGAGUUGAAAUGUUAGCACUGAACUGGUCAUCCCAGUGAGCUUCAGACUCUACCAGUAUCAACAGUAUUUCAGAAACUCUAAUUUCAGCAUUAUCUUCACAUAUUCCCAGCGUUACAAUUUAGCCAUGCUAAUUACAACAUAUGUCAAAAGGAAGCCCUGUGACUCACAGAAUAAUUGCCAGAGAAGACCUACAUUAUCCACUCCAGCUGUGCCUAAUAGCCCUUGUGCGUAAAAGGAGCGUAAAUGGACCCCCGUGGCGCAAUGGCGCACCACCAGUGAAAACGAGCUGCUAUCUGUUCUCUAUCAGCAUUUGAAUAAUUCAGCAGUGAGGUGUGGACUACCUGCUCACCUUAGUGUUCAUCAUUAGUAAUAAUCCAGGCUAGAAGGAUUCGGAUUUAUAUUUUUAUGCGGAGACGUUUGGCUGAAAUUACGCACAGUUUGGCGAUGAUGGAGCUUGUUAAACUUGUUAUAAUAGUUCUGCUGCUUCUCACAAGUGUUUUCUGCCAAGAAAUGGAAGUUGACAACUGGAGAGAAGGCAUCGAAGAGAACAAGUGGCCAAACUCAGGUGUAAUUCGAGAUGUAUUCGUGAGAAUGAGCAGAAAUCCAGGAUCUCAAGUCUUUCCGAGAGUCAUUGAGAAGGACUCAGCAAAAUCACAGAGAUCACGUAAACGGAACAGAUUUCAAACAUUUGUUGGACUGAUGGGUAAAAGGAGCUUCGAGGAUCAAGGAGCGAUGUGAGCUGCACAGAAGAUUAAGAAUCUGCUCGUUUAAUUUAUUAUUUUUCAUUCCUGGCGAAAACUUGUAUUUUGCGUGUUACUUGUAUCAUUGAAUACAUUUAAAUUUGAGUCGAGUUUGCCACUUUUUCAAAAGCUGAGCAAUUAGCGCCAUCUGGUGUUCAAAUAACAUGGUGAAAUACUGUCUGUAUCUAACAGUAUAAUGACAAGCAGUCCUGUAAGAGAGAAAAAAAAAGCAUCCACACGUUUUCAUAAUAAACCAUUUCACUCCUCGGUAUCAUCACAGGUUUAUUAAGUGACUUUGUACAAUACAAAUGAAAAAUAAAAUUAAAAAUACAGAGAUGGAGUACAUAGCCAAAGCAAA